ACACCUUCUACUCCCCCAUCUGCGAGCCCGCCCCCGCGGCCCUCUCUGGCUUGGCCCGUUAGAGGCCGCUUUGGUCCGGGAAACGCUGGCGGAUCGACUGGGGCCAUGAGGAAGCUAGCCGCUGGCUUCCCUCUCUCACUCCUCGAGGGGCUCCUCCUGCUUCUGACACCUGCCCCAGCCCAGGAUUCAAUUUCGGCCUCCACCCCAGGCAGCCCUCUCUCUCCCACCGAAUAUGAACGCUUCUUCGCACUGCUGACCCCAACCUGGAAAGCAGAGACUACCUGCCGUCUCCGGGCAACGCACGGCUGCCGGAACCCCACCCUCGUCCAGCUGGACCAAUACGAAAAUCACGGCUUGGUUCCGGACGGCGCUGUCUGCUCCGACCUCCCUUAUGCCUCCUGGUUUGAGUCCUUCUGCCAAUUUACUCAGUAUCGUUGCUCCAACCAUGUCUACUACGCCAAGAGGGUCCGGUGCUCCCAACCAGUCUCAAUCCUCUCACCUAACACUCUCAAGGAGAUUGACGCUUCCUCUGAUGUCCCUCCCGCCACGAUGAGCUCCCCGCUCUCGUCUCACGUCACAGCCACAGAACGACAGGCCUUCCAGCCCUGGCCCGAGAGGCUCAACAGCAACGUGGAGGAGCUGCUACAGUCCUCCCUGUCCCUGGGGGGCCAGGAGCGCAGGCAGGAGCAAGGCCAGGAGCGCAGGCAGGAGCAAGGCCAGGAGCGCAGGCAGGAGCAAGGCCAGGAGCGCAGGCAGGAGCAAGGCCAGGAGCGCAGGCAGGAGCAAGGCCAGGAGCACACGCAGGAGCAGGGGCAGGAGCGCAGGCAGGAGCAAGGCCAGGAGCGCACGCAGGAGCAGGGGCAGGAGCGCACGCAGGAGCAAGGGCAGGAGCGCAAGCAGGAGCAAGGGCAGGAGCAAGAAGAGCAAGAAGAGGAGCUGGAGGAAGAGGGGAAGCAAGAGGAAGGGCAGGGGGCAGAAGAGGGACUGGAGUCAAUGGCUGGGCUGCAGACAGAUCGAGAGCUCAAGUUCCAGUCUGAAUUUGUGUCUUCCAACCCUUUCUCCUUCACUCCCCGGGUCCGGGAAGUGGAGUCCACUCCUGUGAUGAUGGAGAACAUCCAGGAGCUCAUCCGAUCAGCCCAGGAAAUGGAUGAAAUGAAUGAUCUGUAUAAUGAAGAACCUGGCUGGAAAAAGCCAACCCGGGACAGCCUCCUGCAGAUGCCCCACGUAGAGGCCUUGCUGGUGCUAUGCUACUCGAUUGUGGAGAACACCUGCACCAUAACCCCCACAGCCAGGGCCUGGCAGUACAUAGAGGAGGAGCUCCUUGGCUUCGGGAAGCCGGUCUGUGACAGCCUUGGGCGGCGACACACAGCCACCUGUGCCCUCUGUGACUUCUGCUCCCUGAAGCUGGAACAGUGCCACUCGGAGGCGGUCCUGCAGCGACAGCUGUGUGACAACUCACACAAAACACCCUUCAUCAGCCCCUUGCUCAUAGCCCAGAGCAUGUCCAUCGGUACCCAGGUAGGGACGCCAACAUCAGGCCGCUUCUACGGGCUGGAUAUGUAUGGUGGACUCCGCAUGGACUUCUGGUGCGCCCGGCUGGCCACCAAGGGCUGUGAAGAUAUUCGGGUGUCCAGCUGGCUCCAGACAGAAUUCCUUAGCUUCCAGGAUGGGGAUUUCCCCACCAAGAUUUGUGACACAGACUAUGUACAGUAUCCAAACUACUGUACCUUCAAAAGCCAACAGUGCCUGAUGAGAAGCCGGGACCGGAAGGUGUCCCGGAUGAGAUGUCUGCAGAACGAGACUUACAGCAUCUUGAGCCAGGCCAAAAGUGAGGACCUUGUGCUUCGAUGGAGCCAGGAAUUUAGCACCUUGACUCUAGGCCAAGCCGGAUGAGCUGGGGUCCAUACUGUCUUCACCCCAGCCCGACCUUUCCACAUUCCAUUGCUCUUAGACCCCAUCUGUCAGUUUGCUUCCUGGCUGCCCCUUAUGGGUCUCUUAUCUGGCCCCUAUUCACUUUCCUUGGGUUGGGGCAGCAGUCCCAGAGAGGCCCAUGAUGGGAACGCCACCCUCCUUAAAGGAUGUCUUUGCAUAAAGUGUUUAUUUUCAA
Zalophus californianus (California sea lion) is the source of this 2107-nucleotide messenger RNA. It is a transcript of the gene ACRBP, whose product is annotated as acrosin binding protein. Gene Ontology annotation, molecular function: protein binding. Bases 106 to 1893 code for a protein of 595 amino acids. The transcript has 10 exons. The record is from RefSeq and is a predicted model, not a curated record. Gene Ontology annotation, cellular component: nucleus; acrosomal vesicle. NCBI's taxonomy places the organism in Eukaryota, Metazoa, Chordata, Mammalia, Carnivora, Otariidae.